Molecule: messenger RNA, 6498 nt
Organism: Limulus polyphemus (Atlantic horseshoe crab)
Lineage: Eukaryota; Metazoa; Arthropoda; Merostomata; Xiphosura; Limulidae
Product: plexin-B-like
Exons: 35
Coding region: 1-5805 (1934 amino acids)
Biological process (GO): regulation of cell migration; positive regulation of axonogenesis; negative regulation of cell adhesion
Cellular component (GO): semaphorin receptor complex
Molecular function (GO): semaphorin receptor activity; protein binding
Source: RefSeq, a predicted model, not a curated record
AUGGUAAAUGUAAUUAUUGAUAAAACUAAGAAAAAGGAUCUACUCUUACCAGCAAUGUUUGGUAACCUACAAAAAAGUAAUAUCCCAGAAUAUACCAUUAUAGUUGAUGGAACCAAAAUCAAACAAGUUCACAGUUUCAACUGUCUAGGCUCAUUGAUCACAUUAGAUGUGUGGCUUUUGGUGUUAAGUUCAUGGUUCACGGUGGUAGCUUUAGAAGACAGUGACAUUUACGCAUCCUACACAACAUUUAAUGAAAGUGUUAACUUUACACAUUUGGUAGUGGAUCCUCAAUCUGGGCGUGUUUAUGUGGGUGCAACGAACUGGUUAUAUCAGUUUAGCAGCUUUCUUGUCAUGGAAGCUGAAUUAGAAACUGGACCUGUAAUGGACAACAUUAAUUGUUCCCCAACAGACUGUACUAAAUUGAAAAAAGUGGCCACGACUAACUUCAACAAAGUUCUAGUCAUUGACGACAAAACUGGGAUGCUGAUUGUUUGUGGAAGUGUCCAACAGGGAGCAUGUCGUCGCCAUCAUUUAAAAAAUAUUUCAAAUUCUGAAGAUCUCAUUCCGGUUCCUAUAGCUGCCAACGAUGCAAAUUCUUCAACUUACGCCUUCAUUGGUCCAGCUGGUUAUCUUGGGCAUAUUUCUCGGGUUCUCUAUAUAGCCACCACCAACAGUCGCUUAGGGCCCUACCGAGAUAUGAUUCCAGCAAUUACUAGUCGCAGUUUGGACGACGACCCAGGCCGAAUCUUUGGAAUCAUUGAAAAGUCUUUCUCUACCAUAGCUCGUGUGGAUAUCAGCUCUCACCUUAGAGAUUACUAUUUAGUUAAUUACAUCUAUGGGUUUUUCUCAGAAAAUUUUGUCUACUUUGCAACGGUCCAGAGAAAAUCUCAUUUGAGGGCACUUGAGGAAUGCGGUUACGUCACAAGGUUGGCACGAGUUUGUAUAUCAGAUGCUAGUUAUAAUACUUAUACGGAAUUAACGUUACAGUGUAUUGGAGAAGAUGGUAUUGAUUACAAUAGUCUUCAAGAUGCCAGCGUUGUUGCAGCAGAGGCUAACCUAGCCGAAACUCUUCAAAUUCCUAGAGGAAGUAAUGUUUUAGUCGGUGUAUUUGCCCAGAGUGUUGCUGACCACACUUCAAGACCUUCCCGAAGGUCAGCCAUUUGCAUAUUUUCUCUGGAAGCAAUAGAUAAGCAUUUUACUGAAAAUAUACGUAUGUGUUAUAAUGGGAGUGUGACCUCUCGUAAUAUGGAUUACAUCGCUGGAAGCAUCAAGGACUGCCCAGAACCAGGAAAACGAGACCAAGUUUUUGACUUUUGUAAAGAAGCCCUGAAAAUCAAUGGCUCGGUAUCCUUGAUGAGAACCGCUGUUAUUAUAAACACAAAUACCACAUACAGCGCAAUAACUACCACCACAACAGCUCGCCACACAGUAGCGUUUGUGGGAACUAGUGAUGGCCAUCUUAAAAAGGUGCUCCUCAACAGUAAUGAGACAGCUGAAGAAUUUGAAGAAGUUGUGGUCGAUGCUGGAAAUCCCAUCAUUGCAGACAUCCAUCUAGAUCCCAGUAGAAAAUUUGUUUAUGCUGCUUCUCCUUAUACAGUGAGUAAAGUGGUGAUUGAAAGGUGUCAACAAUACAGUACGUGUGAAGGGUGCUUACGGGCUAGAAAUCCCUAUUGUGGAUGGUGUUCCUUACAAAGAAGGUGUACGGUGAAAACGGAAUGCCAGAAUGCGACAAGAACCUUUGAACUCGGCUCAACACGGUGGCUGUCGUUAGACGCUCAAAAAUGUAUUGACGUCCAGUCUGUUAACCCAGAAGAGAUUUCUAUCGAUGCCAUGAUUGAGGUCAAUCUUAUUAUUAAUCAACUUCCCAAACUCCCUAACGAUGCCCACUACAUGUGCGUGUUUGGGAACAGCACACCCAUCAUUGCCAAUACCAAUGCUUCAGGCCUUUCUUGUGAGACCCCUGACUUAACAGAGCGACCGUUAAUACCAGCAGGCAGUGAUCGCGUUACUGUGGAUUUGGCAGUGCGUUCCAGUGAAACGAACACCGAUUUUCUUCAUAGACCAUUUACGUUUUACAACUGUAGUGCCCACAAUACGUGCUCAGGAUGUGUUAGCAGUUUUAGGGAGUGUAAUUGGUGUUUGUACCAGAACGCGUGUGUCUAUAACACCAGCUUCUGUCUGGGUGACAUUGUCAUAGGAGAAACUAACGACAGUAACAACAUUAACUCAACAAAACUACAGGAUUACCAACAAUGCCCCAUGCUUGAUGUGAAAGAAGAAAUAUUGCUACCUGAUGGAGAAAACUGUAGAAUUGAAAUGGAUAUUAAGCAUUUCCCAACUUCUAUGCAUGAUCUCCAGUGUGUUAUUGAAAUUGAAGGAAGGAGAGAAGUGGUAGGAGCAGAAGUAAUUGGCAGUAGAAUUGUUUGUUCAGAAACACUAUGCACUUAUAAGACCCAACUUGGAGAAAUGAAGGCUAAUCUAGCAGUGAUGUGGCAUGGGAAGGACUUGAUAGACGAAACAACAGUUACAAUGUACAAAUGUAAUCUUCUUGCUGACCACGAUAACCAAUCAGACUGCUCUCUAUGCCUUACCCGUGAUCCUAAGUACAAGUGCGUCUGGUGUAUGAACUCGUGUAGGCUUCACAGUAAUUGUCCCAGUCACAACAUGACCAAGACUUGCCCUCCACCAAGGAUUGGUCAGAUAUACCCAAUCUCAGGUCCAGUACAAGGAGGCACUCUAGUGACUAUUAAAGGUAAUAACUUGGGAACAAGCAGAGAAAAUAUCCAAGAUAAAAUCACAAUUGGUGGGAUCCCUUGCCAUCUGGUGGAAUAUGAUGUGUCUGUUAGAAUAGUGUGCCGAACUGGUGCGAGUAAUGCCACUGAUGCUGAGGUUAUUGUUGGUAACAAUGUGGGAUUAACCAGAGCCAAUGAAAGGUUCUCAUAUAAGGUUAUUAGUUUAACCAGCAUAUAUCCGAAUGUUGGGCCUCAGUCAGGAGGUACACAUCUCUAUUUGAAGGGAUCAAACCUUAAUAUUGGAAGCAGAAUGGAAAUUUUCUUGGACAAUAUACCUUGUAAGAUUGAAAGGACUUUGGCAAAUGGCAGUCAAGUCAGUUGUUACACCACUAGAGCUCCCUAUGCUUGGUACAAUGUGACUCAACUGAUCCUUCAAGUGGACAAUGCUACUCUUACCCUUCCAAAUCCUUUUCACUACACAAAAGACCCAAGAAUUCUACGUAUCAAUCCUCUGAAGAGCUUUGUUAGUGGUGGAAGAAAUAUCAGUGUUGAUGGAGAAUUUUUAUCCUACAUUCAGAAACCAUGGAUGAUUGUGUUCAAAGAUAACAUUCUGCUCAAUAAAACGCUGUGUACAGUGCAUAGCCACAGCCAGAUGGUAUGUCCAUCUCCAGCCAUUAACAGAGAGAUUGAAGGUAUUCUUGCUAGGCAGGACAAUAACAGUAUGAAGUUCACUGACAAGCUGAAAUACAGAAUUGGCUUUGAAAUGGAUAAUGUGAAAAGUGUGUUAAAGUUGCAGGAAAACUUUCCAGCCCUUCACUCAAAUAUAGCCUAUGUUGCUGAUCCAGAGUUGUUUAGUUUCCAGAAUGGUGGCAUUAAACAGUAUAAAGGAGAAUCGUUAGUAAUUGAGGGAAAGAAUCUUAUAUUGGCUGCUACUGAAGCAGAAGUCAGAGUGACUGUUGGAACCCAAGUAUGUAAUCUGACGUCGUUGGCUAUGACUCAAUUAGUCUGUUUACCUCCACAAGACCAACCACCUAUCAGCAGUGAGCAAAGAACAGAUACUGAUCUCCCUCUGGUUGUAGUGCAUAUUGGGUCUAACUUGCAAUAUGACAUUGGGUACCUCCACUAUGAGGUGACCAAGCCAUAUGAAUUUCCAACAGAAGCUAUCUGGGGUAUUACUACAGGAGGUGGGUUGCUCGUGGUCUUUAGUGUCGUAAUACUUAUCUUAUUACGACACAAACAUUCUCAAGCAGAGCAAGAAUACAAGCGUAUUCAACUACAGAUGGACACUUUAGAAAACAGUGUGCGAUCUGAGUGUAAGCAAGCUUUUGCAGAGCUUCAGACGAACAUUUCUGAUAUUAGUAAUGACCUUCAAGCCUCGGGAAUCCCAGUUCUAGACCAUAGAACAUUUGUUAUGAAGGUGUUUUUUCCUGGUAUUUGUGACCACCCUGUGUUAGAGGAUAAGGUGACAACCAAUGGCUUUAUAGGUAAUCGUGGAGAGGCUAUGAACCACUUUCAGCAACUAUUAUACGACAAAACAUUCCUUAUCUUAUUUAUUAAUACUUUAGAAUCACAAAGAACCUUUAACAUAAAACAAAGAGUUAAUGUUGCAUCUCUGCUGAUGAUAAUUUUAAUGGAGAAGAUGGAUUAUGCUACUGAUGUUCUGAAAACACUUCUUAAGCAGUUGGUAGAGAAGUCAGUCACCACAAAACACCCACAACUGAUGUUGAGAAGGACAGAAUCAGUUGUAGAAAAAAUGCUUACAAAUUGGAUGGCAUUAAACAUGUAUGAUUAUUUAAAGGAAUGGGCAAGUAAAAGUCUCUUUUUACUUUUCUGUGCUGUGAAACACCAAGUUGAAAAAGGUCCAGUUGAUGCAGUGACAAGCGAUGCUCGCUAUUCUUUGUCUGAACAAAGAUUGUUACAAGAUCACAUUGAAUAUUCUACUGUGAUAGUCCAUUUAGUUAAAGAUAAUUACGAUGAAAACAUCCAGAUAAAUGUGAAUGACUGUGAUACCAUAAAUCAAGUGAAGGCUAAAAUAUUGGAUGCUCUGUAUAAGAACACACCAUUCUCUCUACGUCCAUCCAUUUAUGAUGUUGAUUUAGAAUGGAAAUAUGAGCGUGGUGGUCACUUAACUUUGGCUGAUGAAGACCUAACCACUAAAACUUGUGGCACAUGGCGACGGAUUAACACAUUGAGGCAUUAUGGCGUAAAAGAUUUUGCUGUUAUGAAUUUAGUUACCAAAGAAAAAAGCUUCAGUUCCAAUAGUAUAGAAAAUACUUCGAUAAGCUCUAUAACUCCAGUCAUCAAAACUUCAGGUGUGGAACAAGGUAUCAGAUACUGGCAUCUAGUCAAGCUCAUCGAUGACCACAUGGAUCAGCAGAAUGAUCAUAGUUACAUAACCAUAAGACCCGAGAUUUUCCUCACAAGGUUAUUGUCUACCAAGGGAACUGUACAGAGAUUUGUUGAUGAUUUCCUGUCAACAGUAUUAACUGUUUGUGAUGACUUUCCUCCUGCUGUGAAAUGGCUGUUUGAUCUUCUAGAUACCACUGCAGUUCAACAUGAUAUAACUGACCCUGAAGUUGUUCAUGCAUGGAAAAGUAAUUGUCUAACUCUGAGGUUUUGGGUAAAUUUCAUCAAAAAUCCAGAUUUUAUUCUAGACAUCAAUAAAACUCCACUAUUAGAUUCCUGUUUCUCAGUCAUCGCUCAGGCACUCAUGGAUGCAUGUUCUACAUAUGAACAUAGACUUGGAAAGGACUCCCCAUCAAAUAAGCUGUUGUUCGCUAAAGAUAUUCUUUCUUACAAAAAAAUGGUAACAAAAUUCUAUGAAGAGGUGGCACUCUUACCCAUUAUCCCUGAACAGGAGGCCAUUGCCAGUAUGCAGAAGCUUUCACUGGCACACUGUGGAGAAUUCAACAGUAUCAAUGCUGUGAAAGAACUCUAUAACUAUGCUGAAAAGAACAUCAAAGAGGUUUCUCAGGCCCUAAGAGCCAAUCCUCAGUGUAAUACAUCAAACCUAGUAAAGAAAUUUGAAAUGGCGAUGUGCACUUUACAAGGAGAAGAAGAUCCUAUGUGUUGAAGAGAACAAGUAAAAUAAAAGUUUAUUAAAGGGUGCUUAAACAAACCGAGCUUAAAAACUUUUUUUGUGUGCAUCAUUUGGGAUUUGUGUGUGAAAUCACCAUCAUCAUUCCAGUUAUAUUAAGGGCAAAUUGUGCAAGCUAUAAUCAAACAUAAGUGAGGUUAUACUGAAAUAAUGAACAAUAGUGAGAAAUCAAAAUGUAACCAAAAGAUGUAUAUUGUGCUCCUAUAUUUGUUAAUAUGUAAAAAGUGUUGGAAAAAAAAAUGAGCAUUAUAAUUCAUCAGCAACAUUCCAGAAGCUAAAAAAAAACAAAUACCAAAGAUUUAACCAAUAUAGUCUUUCUUUCUUAGUGAGACUACCAAUUCAGUGUUUUUUUUAUUAUUAUAAUGUACAUGCUCAUAAAAUUAUUACCAGUGCCUGUGGAACUGCCAAGAGCUUUCAUGGACCCUGGGGAAGUAUUGACAUGUGCCCCUCCCCCCUCUCAGUCAAUUGGUUUCCCCAUAGCUCCCUUCAGGCAUUAGGACCUGGGAAAAUUUCCCACCCUCUCUACUCUCUCUUUGUGCCUGUACUAAAACACAGGUUUUCUUAGUACGAUGAAAAUGGGAAAAAUGUUUGUAUACGUGUGGAACUAUAUAUAUACACCUGGAAAAAGUUAAGCACCCCCGUGUUUUUUCAAGUGAUUCAGAUUCGACG